UUUAUAGGUCGGGUCAAGUGGAGUUGAGGUAGUCAAAUGUAGAAUGGAGUUUGGACGAACAUUAAUGAAAAGUUGAGUCAAUAAUGAGGCGCCACAAAACAAAGGAAUCUAAUAACUAGACGUGGCCAGCAAAACGUGCCUAUAAUGAAACUUUAAAAAAUUAUUUUUGAAAAAAAAAACAUAAAAAAACACAACAACUUGUUAAUGAAAUGCAUCACUAACGACUGGUUGAGUGCAUUGAAAGGGGCGGCUUAGAUCCAUUCCCCCUUUUCAGUGUCCUUUCCCUUUCCUAAAACACCUUUAAAAAUAAAAAAUAAAAAAACAAAAUAAACGUUUCGUCUUCGGCCUCGGCCCAAUGUAGUUAUCUAAUGGGCCUUAAAGAUCAAUCCGAUACUCAAAAGUUUAGGCCCAUGAAAUUAUAGCCCAGCCCAAAGAAAGAAUUAGACAGACACACGUGGCAGGCGAGUGGAAUGCAAUGCGGUGGCGAUUCAUAAAACCGCCAUGAAAAUCAUGUGGACACGUGGUUUCAUAUUAAACCCCGAUUUCUAAAAAAAGGAAAAGGGGGAAACGAUUUAGGGCAAUAGGAAUUUGGAUCAGAGCACAAAAAUGGAGACUAACCAGAAGGUGGAGAUGGAGAGGGAGCAGCAGAGGCGAGAAGAAACGAAGAAGCUAGAGCAAGAACCACCGCACUAUAUAUCCCCGAUGCAGCCAUUGACGGAAAGUGCUUACGGCGGAGGAAUGUACGGCGCCGAGGAAGGCCAACAGCAAAGCCUACAGAAGAAGCCCGCGAGCGACACACAGAGUGCCGACGGGCCUGUAGAAUCGGGAAUGAAGCCGAAGCACGCGCCCCCGCCAUCCUCUGGCGAUAGAGACAUCGACAUCACUGGGCAAUCGUAUUUCCAGUAGCCUGCAAGGUUCGUGGCUACCGAUUGCCUUUCGUAUGUGUGUAAUAAUGGCGAAAGGUAGUUCGAAUGUUGUAAUCUGUUUUCUUUUUUCCUCUCAAUAAUGCGUUUCCGAGUACUUUGAAGGGCAAAUAUGGUAUUUUACCAACCGGUGAUAGUUAGAUUUUAAUUUAGUGAACAUCCUUAAUAACGGUACUACUA
Messenger RNA from Cucurbita moschata (crookneck pumpkin), 1103 nucleotides. RefSeq lists its product as uncharacterized. The record is from RefSeq and is a predicted model, not a curated record. The transcript has a single exon. Bases 607 to 906 code for a protein of 99 amino acids. NCBI's taxonomy places the organism in Eukaryota, Viridiplantae, Streptophyta, Magnoliopsida, Cucurbitales, Cucurbitaceae.